CAGGUCUGGAACAGAAGCAGAAACCUGAGUGAAGUACGAGUAAUUCUGAGUUUAGCAGGACUCUGUUACUCACCUAGAGGAUGAAAGAAAGUCUACAUGAUAUGCGGGGAGCAGAGGAAAGGUGUUAUUAAUGGGGAGAAGUCAUCACGCCUUUUCUUUGGCACUUGCUUUUUCCUGAGAGCACUUCUUCCAUGGCCUUGCAUCUUUGGUGCUUGGUGAGAGGCAAGGAGAGCAGACAGACCCCUGCCACAGAAACAGUAUUGUCACCAUAGCCAUGAAUUUUUGUACCCAAAACAGUGAAUUACAGUUUUGAGGUCCAUCUGUGUUUUGUGGGCUUUCCAUGAGGAGCAGGACUAAGAGAUCGUGGUUGCUUUGUGAGAAAUCUCCCCCGGUAACUCAGGCUCUGUUUGAUGUGCACCUGCCAAGAAGCACCAAGCUGGUAUUUUCAGAGUACUGUGACCUUCAGAUCUUUUUUUCUGAGUGGUUUUGACAAAUUCACAGCUCAUUAAAGUAUACGUAUAGUUAGCUGCCCAUAGGCAGCUCUUGCCAUGCGUCAGUAGUGAAUUUUGGUGCUCAGGCACUUCGAACGAGGAGAUCCUUCUGCAGAUUCUUCUCAACAAAGAUUGACUGUCCUGAACAAUCAUCACCCACAAACUCCAUCUUCUCAGUAUUCACUCCCUUUCCCAGACCGCUUAUGAGCGCAUUGAAAAACACAGAUCCUCGGGGAAAUCUUUGGAUAACCUCUUCCCGUUAUGACAAUUGCUUAUUUCUUCGUACCCUUUGUUUCCCAUUGGUAACUAUUUGUGCAGAAGUGCCCUUCCCCUUUGCACCACUACUGCCCCAAUCUCAGAAAAGCCUUGGGUGAAGGGCAUUUCCAAAAGCCUAUGAAAAACACAGCCUGUGCCGGGACCGGGUCACCCCAUCAGAGUGGUCACCUUCACUUUGGAAGAACUUGACUAGCUAUAAGGCAAGACUGUACUCUGCCAAAACCAGGUUGUCUUGGUCCCCAAUAUAUGAGUUUGUUAAUUACAGUCUUCAUUAUAACCUCUACCAGUGUCCCCAGUACAAAAGCCAGAUGUCCUGAUGUGUAAGUUCCCUGGGCCACCUCCUGAGCUCUUUAAAAAUGUUCCAUUCCUUAAGCUGGGAGGCAGAAUUGAGCCACCAGUGGCACACUGCGAGCAGCCUGGCAGUCCCCUGCCUGAGUUUCAUCUGUCCCCCUGGGCUGGCCGGUGUGCUGCCCGUGAAUUUAUUGAUCUGCUUAAAACCUCUCCGUGGCAUCAAUAUCUAAUCUGUUAUGGAGAGCAGAGUGUUGCAGGGCAAAAUUCAUUAACGUUUGUAAAGCUCAUCAACAUCUUUCAUGAGCAAAUCCCAUCAUGUUUUAAUAUAUUUUUUAAAUGUCACGAGUAAGUUCUCAUUACUCAUUGACGAGCUGAAGCAAACAGCGCUUGCCAGACCCAGGUAUUGGAACAGGCAUAGGCUGCAACUCUCUUCACUUACCACUUUUAGGACACUUUCAUUUCAGCUUAAACUCCCUGCCUUGAUUCUGCUCCUCCAGAUCAGAAGCCAGCCCACCUCCACAGCUCUCCCAAUGUGGACUCAGGGAUCCCCAUGGAUCCCUGGCCCUGGGCUUUUUGGAAGAUGCCUGCUGGCUCCAUGGGGCUCUGAGAGUUGCCGGUCCUGGUCACUGUUAGGGUUGCGCUGGCAGCUUGAGAUGCCAGCAUGAAGAACAGCAAGGGAUGGGUGAGUCCAGCCAGCUGGUGUUGGAUCACACAAACACCGGGAAACCUCCCUAAAACCCUUCGCCUCCACCCCAGCCUGGUGUUUUGUCCCCCUCCAAUGGUGCUUGUACAUUACUGCAUGCUUGCUGGUGGGUUUGGCAGACGGGUCCUGGGCUACUGGGACCAAAACCACAUCCACUUCUGUUCAAGUGGCCUAAGUGGCAUUUUCUCCCAUGACCGUGGAUGUGGUCUGGAUCUCUGCAAGAGCUUCACAAUGAACUUGCAUUUCCCCUUGUUUUUCCUGCCAGGAUGUCUGGAGGAGACAUGGCCAAACCCCUCCUGGGCCAUCGGAGCAUGGAGGGUGACCUCAGCAUCACGCCCACGGCCGGCCGCACCAUCGGGGUGCUGGGGAGUGGGGACUUUGCACGGUCAUUGGCCAUCCGCCUAGUGUGCUCCGGGUUCAAGGUGGUGGUCGGCAGCCGCAACCCAAAGCGCAAAACUGGCCUCUUCCCUUCUGCAGCAGAAGUCACCUUCCAGGCUGACGCGGUGAAGAAGACCGAUGUCAUUUUUGUGGCGGUUUUCAGGGAACAUUACUCCACCCUCUGUGACCUGGCUGAUGUGCUGGCAGGCAAGAUCCUGGUGGACGUUAGUAACAACACCGAGAUCAACCAUCACAAAGAAUCCAAUGCCGAGUACUUGGCUUCCCUGUUCCCAGCCUGCACCGUGGUCAAGGGGUUUAAUGUGGUUUCCGCGUGGACGCUGCAGUCGGGUGCCAGGGAUGGAAAUAAGCAGGUUCUGAUUUGCUCAAAUAGCCAAGAAGCCAAGCGCACAGUCGCAGAAAUUGCUCAAGUCAUGGGAUUCACCCCUGUGGACAUGGGCUGCAUGUCAUCAGCCCGUGAGAUUGAGAACAUUCCCCUGCGCCUCUUGCCAGCCUGGAAAAUCCCCACCUUUUUGGCUCUGGGGCUCUUCCUUUGCUUCUUCACUUACAACCUGAUCCGGCAGGUCAUCCACCCGUACAUCAGGGAGCAGAAGAACAAGUUGUACAAGAUCCCCAUCGAGGUGGUCAACACAACGCUGCCGUGCGUGGCCUACGUCAUGCUGUCUCUCGUCUACCUGCCCGGGGUGCUGGCAGCCUGCUCGCAGCUCUACUAUGGCACCAAAUACAAGCGCUUUCCAGAUUGGCUCGACCAGUGGCUCCAGCACCGAAAGCAGAUCGGUCUCCUCAGCUUCUUCUGCGCGGCUUUGCAUGCCGUGUACAGCCUCUGCCUGCCCAUGCGCCGCUCCCACCGCUACCAGUUAAUCGAGACGGCCGUCAAGCAGGCUGUGGAGAAGAAGAUGAAUAUCUGGGUAGAGGAGGAAGUCUGGAGGAUGGAGAUUUAUAUCUCUGUUGGAAUAAUUGCCCUGGGCUUGCUGUCGUUACUUGCCAUCACUUCACUUCCAUCCAUCGCAAACUCUCUCAACUGGAGGGAAUUCAGUUUCAUUCAGUCCACCCUUGGAUUUAUUGCCUUGUUAAUCAGCACUCUGCACACACUGACGUACGGAUGGUCGAGGGCCUUCGAUGAGAACCAGUACAAGUUCUACCUGCCUCCGACCUACACCCUCACGCUGCUCGUCCCAUGCACUGUGAUCCUGGCAAAAGUCAUCUUCAGUUUGCCCUGCAUCCGGCAAAGACUUCUGCGAAUCCGGAGGGGCUGGGAGAAGGGGAGAUACGUGAAGUUUGUUCUGCCCAGCGCAACGGGGGAAUAUUUGAGCAGGGAGACCUCUAGCAAUGUCUAGCAGAGCCCCAGCUGUGACAGAGGAUUUCAAAGCACUAUCAACAUUUCUAUAAAGGUGUUUCUUUUUCUUAAAUAUAUGUAUGUUUUGGUAUAAUUGCGUUGUGGGUAAAUAAUAAAAUUUGGUGACUUUAGCAAAUGGAUGACCAGGAAACUAGUUUAGACAGUAGUACUUAAAUUAUAUUGCUGAUUUGCUAGGAGAAUUAUUGCCUUAAAAAUGACUGUGAAAGCCGAGCUAGCAGCACUAAUACACAUGGGAGACUGAUGGACUCCGUUAGUCCGAUCAGUCACUUGAGGUGCCAGUACUUCUCGGUUGCUUCCCUAGCUGCUCUCAUAAAUUUCAAUGCCUUUUCUUCUUUUUUUUUUUAAUAUGAAGUAGCACAGAUGACAGCAAAGAUAUCCUGCCUCUUGAGUGUCUGGAUCAAUCAAGGCAGUGAGGUUUAGAAAGAUGAAUCGUCUCUGGUUUUGGUCUCCUCAAUGAACUCUAUGGACAAGUUAGAACAGCAAUAUCCAUGUUAUGUAGCGUCUGCAGAUUCUACUAAAAGCAUCCAAACCUGACAGCAAGUCCAAGUAUCCCUGUUCUCUCAAAUGCAGACAGCACUUCUGCUCCCGUAAGCUGUGCCUGGGUGCACCUUUAUAAGCUAUGGAAAUAAAGCACCUUUCCAGCAUUUGGAGAGAGAGAUGUCCCCAAUAUCACACGUCUGGUGCGCGCUGCUGGCUCUGGGAUGACAGCUGCUGCUGCUGCACGUUCUCUGUUUUACGAAGCCAAAGUUUCAAGCGGUAUUUGAUGGAAAUAGAGUGAAGAUAAUUAUCAGAAAGACCUGCUGCUUCACAAAAUUACUCGGAGAAAACCAAGGCCUUCCAGCUGGCCUUACAUCAAAUAAAAGGGUGAAGCUUUUAGAAAUCACUGUCACCUGAACAUGCCCAUUUACGCAGACAACACAGCAGCUGUAAGCCCACUGGUUUCACUAGCGAUAAUAAGAUCUUCAAACGGUCUUGCAAAGGGAUCAGCGAGUCUUGACCACAACAUGAAAAUAACAGCAGUUGUACAUUUUGGGCACAGUCCUUCACUGCCUUGCACCUUAAAAAGUCUCUUGCCAGAUCAUGAAGCGGGUAUCAAAUGCGCUUCUGACUUCGCACACACUUUGGACAAGGGGCAGGGCAAUGAAGAUUUCUGCCCUAAUUUCAUUUUCCACCUGUCGCUUUCUAUCCCUUCAAGCUCUUGCUCUUUACCAGAAUAAUUCUUUAGGUUUUUGACAUGCAAAUCACCACAGAGAGCCUGGACAGCCAUUCCCGAAAGCUCAUUUAAAAGCAAGCAAUCGGGAUGACACAAGACGACUACCUCAGUAAGGUCAGAUACAAGGUCAUGGCUAGAAUAGCCUCAUUUUCCUACAGCUAAGUAAAAGACACCACUCCGCCUUCAGUAUUGCUUUGAAAAACAGCAGCUGUCGGCAUCAAAUGAGGCAUGGUUUGGGGGACAGGAAAGUACUUGUUACUACAGCAGUUAAUAUGGAUCGGUGGGGAAAUGAUCAACUUUGGGGCACGUAAGCCCUUCUACAAGGAAACAUUGCUUCUGUAACCUGGAUGAUUUCUACACAGACAAAGAAUCUUAAGAAUUCCCUGUUUAGCCUCAAAUAACUGCUCACGGUGCCAGUGAUGAUAUUGAGGGAUUUUAGUUCUUGCCUCAGGCUUACAGUGAAGUCUCCAAACGCCACUUCUUUUCCCUGAAUAGAAAGAAAUUGGCAUGAGGGAAAUGCCUAGAUUUCAUCAUCAGCUGAUUUUUUUGUUUUGUGGGUUAUCUGGCAACACAGGGAAGGUACCAUCCUUUCCCACCGUCCCCUUCAGAAGGCUGCGUUACUCAGAUUUCCCCAUCCACCUCCACAGCCCAGCCCAGAUCAGCACCUGAUCACAUCACUCACCAAGCAGAUUGAUUCCCCAGCACUAUUUAUUUGUGAUUGAAUGAUACGUUACGUUUCCAUAAGGAUUUGAGACAGUUUCACCUGAGUAUAACUCCACCCACUCCAGUUUAACUCAUCCUUGAGGGAAAACUGGAUUCAGCAAGCUUGUUCUUUAGUCUUCUCUUCCAUUUCAUCCUCAAGCAAAGUCAACAUAAAAGCACCAGUUUACCCAAUUUCUGAUUACAGUAGUGUAUUCCAAUGCCUCUUUUUUCCCACCUAAGCUUUGUUUCACCUCAUCAGGUCAGGCAAGACUAUUGCCUGGUGGCAAAAAAAAAAAAAAAAGGGAUUAGGAGGGAGGGAA
Messenger RNA from Egretta garzetta (little egret), 5749 nucleotides. RefSeq names its product STEAP3 metalloreductase (gene STEAP3). Gene Ontology annotation, molecular function: ferric-chelate reductase (NADPH) activity; cupric reductase (NADH) activity. Lineage: Eukaryota; Metazoa; Chordata; Aves; Pelecaniformes; Ardeidae. The transcript is spliced from 4 exons. Bases 1962 to 3494 code for a protein of 510 amino acids. Gene Ontology annotation, cellular component: endosome; plasma membrane. Gene Ontology annotation, biological process: copper ion import. The record is from RefSeq and is a predicted model, not a curated record.